This is a messenger RNA of Triplophysa rosa, 2666 nucleotides long. It is a transcript of the gene mapkapk5, whose product is annotated as MAPK activated protein kinase 5. The record is from RefSeq and is a predicted model, not a curated record. The coding region runs from base 621 to 2036 and encodes 471 amino acids. NCBI's taxonomy places the organism in Eukaryota, Metazoa, Chordata, Actinopteri, Cypriniformes, Nemacheilidae. Gene Ontology annotation, cellular component: cytoplasm; nucleus. Gene Ontology annotation, molecular function: mitogen-activated protein kinase binding; calmodulin binding; calcium-dependent protein serine/threonine kinase activity. Gene Ontology annotation, biological process: Ras protein signal transduction; peptidyl-serine phosphorylation; negative regulation of TOR signaling. The transcript has 14 exons.
UGUACUGUGUACCGAAGAAUAACAGUCUUCCUCAGCUCUGGAUCACAGCUAGAGCUAACGAUUUAGCAAAUACAUUUAAGAUAAUAAUUUACGAUCUUUUAUCAUUUUCAUGAAGCAGUUUGACACAAAAAAGGCCAACGAUACUUGCGGACUUCGAUAAGUUACGUGUCGGAAUGAUCGUCUGCUGUGAAAGCAAGAGUCAUAGCUAGCGUCCAGACUGCCCACCGGGAUUUAACUCGUUUUCUCUGCCGUUUGUUUAGUCGAUAACAUUAUAAAGCAGUUUACAGUUUGGAUGGUGGCUGAUCUGUGGGUCACUUUGGCUCUGACACGCGCGUGCAAGAUGUUCGUCAAUCACUCGGGAUAGCUUGCGGUUUUUAUUUCACCAUAUCAAAGCAGUUUAUCUGGUUGGCGUGGAAAUAACACAGACCCUUUCUUGCAUGUAAUGCCAACUACAUAUCCAUCUGGAGCAAAGAAAGACGAGGAGUUCACCAGGCAGCAUGAGAACUACAUGAGCAAAUAUCAGAGAUAUUUUAAAAGAGAUCUUUUCAACAUUACCAAGGGUAAAGUCGUACAUGUACGUGCUUCGUGUGAGCCAGAGAGUGUCGUGAAUCUGUCACAUCAUGUCUGAGGACAGCAGCGUGGACAGAUUCAUUAAGGAGACAUCAAUCUUGGAUGAGUAUAACAUCAACUGGACACAGAAGCUGGGGGCUGGCAUUAGUGGUCCUGUGAGGGUUUGUGUGAAGAAGUCAACACAAGAAAGAUUUGCCCUCAAGAUCUUAAUCGACAGAUCCAAAUCUCGCAAUGAGGUGAGACUUCAUAUGAUGUGUGCCUGUCACCCCAACAUUGUUAAGAUAAUGGAGGUGUAUGCCAACAGUGUGCAGUUUCCACAUGAAUCCAGUCCAAGGGCAAGGUUAUUGAUCGUAAUGGAGAUGAUGGAGGGCGGCGAGCUCUUCCACAGAAUCAGCCAACACAAGCACUUUACAGAGAAGAUGGCCAGCCAGGUCACAAAACAGAUAAGUCUUGCUUUGCAACACUGUCAUUCAUUAAACAUCGCACAUCGAGACCUGAAGCCGGAGAACCUGCUCUUCAAAGAUAAUUCACUGGAUGCUCCUGUUAAACUGUGUGAUUUUGGUUUUGCCAAAAUCGAUCAGGGCGAUUUAAUGACCCCACAGUUCACACCCUACUAUGUGGCACCUCAGGUGCUGGAGGCACAAAGACGCCACCAGAAAGAAAAAUCUGGAAUUAUUCCCACCUCGCCCACCCCGUACACGUACAAUAAGAGCUGUGACCUGUGGUCUCUGGGUGUGAUUAUAUACGUCAUGCUGUGUGGAUAUCCUCCAUUUUACUCCAAACACCACAGCCGCACCAUCCCCAAAGACAUGCGCAAGAAAAUCAUGACGGCCAGCUUCGACUUCCCAGAGGAGGAGUGGAGUCAGAUAUCUGAGAUGGCCAAAGACAUCGUCCGCAAGCUACUGAAAGUCAAGCCGGAGGAGAGGCUCACCAUAGAAGAAGUGUUGGCCCAUCCCUGGCUCAACUGCACUGAGGCGCUCGACAAUGUGCUUCCAUCCGCUCAGAUGAUGAUGGACAAGGCAGUAGUGGCAGGAAUCCAACAGGCUCAUGCUGAGCAGCUGGCCAACAUGAGGAUACAGGACCUGAACGUCAGCCUGAAACCCAUCAAGUUUGUCAACAACCCCAUUCUGAGGAAAAGAAAGCUGCUCAGAACCAAACCCAACGACGAACUCUUCAUCAGCGAUCCGGAGAACGAACCCGAGGACACAAACGUGGCUCUGGAGAAACUGAGAGAUGUUAUAGCACAGUGCAUCUUGCCACAGGCUGGUGAUAAUGAAAACGAGAAACUGAAUGAAGUGAUGCAUGAAGCGUGGCGCUUCAAUCGAGAAUGUAAGCUUCUCCGAGACGGAUUGCAAGGGUUGAGUUGGGAUGGUAGAACCUUCUCGGACAAAGUAGAUCGCUUAAAAUUGGCUGAAAUUGUAAAACAGGCCAUUGAAGAAAAGACAAAUUUACAGGACUCCCAAUAGCAAUUAAAUUGCUCUAAUUAAACUCCAUUUUGUACGGUUUAAUAUUGUCAUUAGGUAAAUGACCGCCAGGAAUCCUUUUGUAUCAAAGCGCAGGCAUUUUUCCACAGUCCUGCUGUAAAUCUGUAGGUAAAGCCGAGAUGAUGUUGGUACGAUUUGAUCUGCAGUAAAGAAAUGUGUUUUAAAAAAUGUAGCAUUUUUCAUAAUCAUUUAUGAAAAAUAAAGAAACCUAGGGGGAAACGAUCAGUUCUUCAUUACUCGAGAAGUGGUGGGCAUUUAAAACAAUGCUGUCAUGGGAUUCUUUUUAAGUUGUUUGGUCAGAAGAUGCUUUCCUGAGGAGACUUGUGUGUGUGCGCACGCAAGAGAAAGAACAACAAGGUGGUGUUGUAGUCCAAACCACUCAAAUCAAGACUAAGGCAGGUUUAUCUGAGAAAUUUAACGGAAAGACUUGUAUAACCCUAAAUAUCUAAAAUAGACAAUAAUGAAGUGAAUAUUAUGUGUAGGAAUUUUUCUACAAGCAAACAAAUAAAAAACUUUUUCUAUUGCUGAAAUAGACACAAUUUUUGCUCCGUUAAAAAUUGUUUUCUUGUAUAUUGAAUGUUUGUAUCAAAUAAAUGUCAUGUUUUUAGUACA